CUGUUGGUGGUAUUUUGGCUCCCUCUAGUGGGGCAUGGAAAGAGACUUCCUUUUGUUUAAUGGAUGUAGUGGAUGCUGUUAAAACUGAUGGUUUACUGCCAUUUUUUUAUUGAGGUUUAUCACGGGAAAAUAAGUUUGAGAUUUACCAUCCGGACUCGUCCUCUAAAAUAAAUAAAAAUGAACGGGAAAUGUACACUCAGAUCUUUACUCUGAAUGUACAUCGCUUCUACUUCCGCCUCUCUAGCCGAACGCGGGUCGUCGUUCCCAGACGAACACGCUUCGCCUUGGUCGUAGAACCAUAGGAGAGAACAACAUGAACUCUAUGGAGAAGAAAUUAGCCGAGCUGGUCCGAGGUUACCCGAAUUUGUACAACAAGACCAACCAGGACUACAAAGACGCUUUAAAGAACCAUAUAUCGUGGAAAGAAAUCGCAAGCGUCAUGGGGAAGUCGGAAGAAGAGGUCAAAAUAAAAUGGAAGAACCUCCGCGACAAGUACUGCAAAGCGAAGAAGCGAAUGGCAAGGAGAAGAAAAGGACAGCAGACUGACGGAGAAGAGAACCAGGUCGAGCGGCCCGUCCCAGCGUUGUACCAGCAACUCCAGUGGCUCAACAGUUAUGUCAAACCCCGAGUGGACAGCAGCGCGAAUAAAGACGAGGUUGUUGCAAAUCUGGAUGACAUGGAGACAGAGCAGGACAAAGACAAGAAGGACCAGGACCCCCCCACUCCUGUAGUUAGUACCAGUUUUCCUCUGUUGGAGCUGAGUCCAACCAAACAGCAGGAGACUAGUGUGUCUCUGAAACGUAAAAGACAAGGCGUCUCAGAAACGGAGGUCAGUUCUGUGGACAUCCCCGGCACCAUCAGAGAUGAAGAUGAACUGUUUCUGCUCAGCCUCCUGCCUUCAAUAAAAAGACUCACCAUUAAGAAAAGGAUUGAGGUGCGGAUGAAGUUCCAACAGGUUCUCUAUGCUGCAGAGUUCGAGGACUGAAAAGCUCAGCUUCUUUUUUUUAAUUUUUAAUAGAUUUUUAUUGCAUUUGUACAGCUCUUAUAUAUAUAUAUAUAUAUGUGUGUGUGUGUGUAUAUAUAUAUAUAUAUAUACACACACAUAAAUUUCACAAUGAAUUAGCUUAAGAUAAAAACAUUAAAAUGCUGAUUGUUAUUAAUAUUAUUAUUAUUGAAGCAAAUACAUGGCAAACCGUUAACUACAAACAAUAUAUUUGAGAAUUUAACUCAGCUUCAUUGGCCAUUUACUCUCUGUUCAUUCAUAAUUUCAGAUCCUGGUUUGAUUCAUUCACUUCCACAUGUGUGAAAGCCUGGUUUCUGUUGUGUGUGUUUUCAUCCCAUCUCCCUCUCCCCUGUCUGUUUUUAUAUCCGUGAAAGCUUCGACCCUCCUCCUCUCUCUUCCUCCUCCUCUCAUUGUGCCGUGCUGCUCCCUCUCCCUCCCCAUCUCCCCUUCUCUCUCUCCUCCUGCAACUUUUCAUUGGAUGCUGUGUGGGGUGAUGGUUGUGGUCUCUCCUGGAGAUGUCUCCACAAU
Messenger RNA from Cynoglossus semilaevis (tongue sole), 1531 nucleotides. RefSeq lists its product as uncharacterized. Bases 314 to 985 code for a protein of 223 amino acids. Gene Ontology annotation, molecular function: DNA binding. NCBI's taxonomy places the organism in Eukaryota, Metazoa, Chordata, Actinopteri, Pleuronectiformes, Cynoglossidae. The transcript is spliced from 2 exons. Gene Ontology annotation, biological process: regulation of transcription by RNA polymerase II. Gene Ontology annotation, cellular component: transcription regulator complex; nucleus. The record is from RefSeq and is a predicted model, not a curated record.